UAUACAUAUAUGGUAUUUAUAUAUAGUAUAAUAACCAUAGUUCUAUCUAUAUUCUACUCUCUUAUAGUAGCAUCGUUAAUGUACGUCGUGUUGUGAGGUGUUAGCCAGAUACGUUUAAAGAAAGUGUAGGUUGGUGUGGGUGUGCAUACUGCUGGAAGACAGCCGCACAAGUGAAAGGGUAAUGGCAAGGAGUGGAGGUGAUUUUCAGUGAUCUUUAACAAAUGGCUUUGUCCGAGGUGCACAAUUUGGCUGCAAUUAUCGGCAACAAUGGUUUUACUGUUAGCAAGAAUAACGUGGUUGAACGCAACAUCAACAUGUUGGAACCACGAAACAAUUAUCCAGCUGAUAGAUGUAAUACAGAAUAUAAUUAUUGGAAUUAUGACUUAAUGGAAUGCAAUACACAAAAAAAUAUGAAUGUAGAAGAUGAAGAUAGUCAGGAUUUAAAUAAUCCUAUGGUCAAUGAUUUAGUGUCAAAAAUUCUUGAUGAUGAUUCAAUAGUUGGUGACAACGCUCACAAUAAUAGUUAUAAUGGCAAUAUUCAAUAUUAUUCAGAUACUCAAUCCUGUAUUAUGGAAAAUAAAAUGGAAAGUAAUACUGAUCCUAAUUUUACUAUGGAUCGUUUCAAUAUGCAUUCGACAUUUAAUAAAUUACAAAAUAAUAUUUCUAAUAAUGCUAAACUUGAAUGUAAUUAUAACACUCUCUGUGGAGAGCUCAAAACAUUGAGUCUCAAUACAUGUGUAGGGCAAGUAUCAGAUCAAGGAAAUUUAUAUAACAAUGGGAUUGGUGCAUAUUCAAAUAUGUAUCCAUCCGAUUCACAAUCUUACGUACUACGUCCAAGUAAUGAAAAUUGUUGUAUUAGUGGAAAUACUAUGCCUAUAUGCAAUGAUUUAUUAACAACUACAAAUGAGACAAAUGUAGGUAAGCAGUCUGCUAACUGGACAGAAAAUUUAUCGACAUCAGGAUGUACAUCAGACUUAUUUGGAAAUUAUCAACGAAUACAAAAUUGUACAAAUCCAGAUCUUAACUUUAAUAUGGCUCUAACAUUGGCUUUAGAUUCUCCUGAUCCAAUAACUCUAAAUGAAUUAGAGUAUCAUAAUAAUAUUGGACAAAAUGGAACUAAUACAUAUAAUAAUCCAACACCUUCUAUGCAUGAAUUAUACAGCAUGACUGCCAAUAAUCAAACUUAUAGACCAAGUUCAGCAAUGACUGAUUUGAGUAUCGAUUCUGGCUUUCUUUCAAAUUCUCCAUUACAACAUUUUUCUCCAGCUGAUACAAAUUUGCAUAAUUGUUUUGGAAAUAAUAUACAGCGGAGUAAUGCUAAUGAUUAUAAAGAUUUACAUGAUUCAAAUAGAUUAAGCAUGACAAAUAUCUCCAUACCAAAUGAACAACUUCAAUUUUUGCACCAACAAGCUCGUAGCUACAAAUUAAAUCAAGCUGUGGACCAAGAAUACAAACAAUUAAUUGACUAUUAUCCAGGUGUAAGCGAUUUCACCACAUCAUCAAUCAAUAGUUUAGACACAAAUGAAAAUUGUCUUACAAAUAAUGAUUAUAAAAUUGAUAAUAAUUUACUGAAAAUUAUCAGUCCGAAAUCAAAGACUAUUGAAACUAAGACAUAUUCACCAAUUGGAUUUCCAAAAAAUCUAAGUUCGCGUAAUACUCACCAGUCAAUUGCAAAAUAUGGAUAUCAUAAUUAUCAACAUUACACUGCCAAUAACGGCGAGACUUUAAAAAUGUUACCACAAAGUUCCACAUCUUAUCAGGAUUUGAAGCAGCCUAAUAAUACUAAUACAUAUAAAGUGGAAGGAUUUGAUCUUACCAAAGAAAUAGCUUUUCCUUCUGUAAGUCAUUUGACGAAUCAAAUAGCAGGGUCUUCAAUGAACAAGGAUACUUUUAAUUAUCUUAUGAAACAACGACAUCAUAUGCCAAGAAUACAAAAUAGUCCUGGUAUUCCAUCUGCUGAUGUCCUUUUUAAUUCAGGAAUAGUACCAAAUCCGGGUACAGUAAGAUCUGGAGUAUUCCCACCAGUAAUGCCAGUUCCUGUACCACUUCCAGUUCCACGACUAUUUUCCGUAUUAUAUGGUGGAGGUUUGAGCCUUAGAAAUGGAAGUGGAACUUCUAGACGUACAGCACCUUCAAGUAUAUUACACUUUAGACUGGAGCAAACUUAUGAACAGUUUAAACAAUUAGAAAAAGAACGAAAAAAAUGCGAAGCGGGAUUAGCUGCUCAUUUUCCUGGUAAAAGAGUGACGAGUGCAAACAAUAUACCUAUUCCUCGCCUUCAAGGAAAUCCAUCACGCGUUGAUCGUUUAGUCAUUGAUUAUUUGAGAGAGCAUGCACGCGUUAUAACUCUGAUUGCAAAGAUGGAACGUUUACGAGGGACCACGAUGAAUCAACGUGUACAUAAAGCUAUGGAAUAUUGGUUGGAAGCAAUAAAGUUCGUCCAAGAAUGUCGUAAACGUGAAGUUGCAAAUGCUACUAAACGCCAAAAAGAAAAUCCACCAUGCAUUCUUGUAUACAAUGAUAAUGAUAUAUUAACAUUGGCAGCCAGUGUAUAUGAAUUGACGAAGGCAUCUCGAUACGCAAGAACUGGUAUGUAUAACGCAUUACAAGCUACAUUAUUGUAUGACUUGGAAAUAGAAAAGAAAGUCGUUGAAACUUCUAAAGAUCCAGUUCUUGUGAUGAAACGUAAUGAAAGUCAGGUAACACAUGAUGCUGGUGAUUAUUCAAACAGUACCUAGCAAGAUUUUGAAAACCGCUUUUCCAUUUUGUGUGAAAAAACAUAGAUCGAGUCCAGCAGCUUUUUACUUACGUAUUCCGCGUUACGUUAAUGAAAAGCUUUUGCUGGCGUUUAUCAUAAUUUUAUCGCUGAGAAAAAACAAUGCCGCCCACUAAUUGCGAAAUUUUCAAAGCAUCAUAUGGAGAAGUACACAUACUCCCGCCGAAAUAGGAAAAUCAUAUGCGUAUCUACUUUUUACAAGUUAAUAGUAACUCCAUAGUUUUCUACUGUACAUAUUUUUAUCCCUACUAUAUAGUACAGUCUUGGGAGUGUCAGUUCUUGGAAUCCAAUACUUGUGAUUCAAUUGUCUAUCACACUUUUCAAGUGAUUUUGCUUGUUCUUCGCUAACAGACUAACGAAAAGGAAACUUACGAACGUCAACAUUUUUUAUCUUUGGAUGUGUUGUGUUACAUAUUUCACAAUGCCAAAGAUAAUUAUCUCAAAUUUAUCGAGGAUCCGAUACUCGUAGAAAGAAAGAAACGAAGAACAAGAUUGCUCAGACGUACUAGAAGAAAACAAAAAAUGAAAAAAAGAAAAAGAGAAAAAAGAACGUUCGCAAGAAUCUCUGACUAUUACUCGUUUGCGUAUGUGUCAUAGGCUAGAUAAUAUAGGCUAAAUUUUACCAAUAUAUUUGUUCAGAGUGCUAGGCAGUAAUUUCUUAGACUAGUUCAAUGUGGCCUUCCUUAAAUGUGUGACCCAAGAUGUAUGUCAGGUAGUCAAAGUACAUCUCGAAAACUUCGAAUAUUUCGAAAAACUCAAAACGCGAUGCGGUAAUUUAAAUCGCAGAUCGGGUGAGCUUUUUCAAUCUGUGAAAAUAUGUGUAGCCUUUGAUCUGACUCGAUAUAUAGAUAUACAUAUAUAUAUAUAUAAAUAUAUAUAUAUAUAUACAUAUAUAUAUAAAUAUAUAUAUACAUAUAUAUAUAUAUGCGUGUGUGUGUGAUAACGCAAAUAAUGUCCACUAAAUAUACUACACAUAAAUCUUUGUUAAAAGAGAGGACUUUUCUAAAGCAUACUUGUUACACGCAUACACAAAAUCAUGCUCUGGCGUAACAUUUACGCACAGUACAUAGUCGCAUUACAUUUAAUUGCAAGAUAUAAAAUAUAAAAUAUUCGUGUAUAUAAUUACACAUAAUAUGUGAAACAUUAUAUAUAUAUAUACGUACAUAUACGUAUACAUGUCUAUGUGUGUGCGUGUACGUAUGUACACAUAGAUUUAUGUGCAAGUACGUACAAUAUGUAUAAGAUAUAUAGAGAAUUUUUAACGUGCAUACGCAAAAACAUACAUAAAACUAUUCCUACAUACCUACAUUAUUACGUACUAUACGUUCUAGACAAAUUGAUUAGCUCUAUAACAGCCGAUUCGCAAAGUUCAACAUUUUCUCUACUCAAUACUUUAUUAAAUAAGCAUCUUUCACACCUGAUAUAAUUAUUCCUAGGCUCAAUAUAUUUUAACGUUCCAAUCUGCGUAUGUACGAAUGUUCGUACGAAUCCGUGUUUUAUUAUAAUUUAAAAAAAUCGCGAUAUAAUCGCGUGCAAGUUCGAGUUCCACGGAAGCAUCAAAUCGUCGUUUCGUUCUACGUUCUUGACGAGACUUCAACGGUGAUGAUUAUUUCCGUAUUCCUAUGAGAAAUUACAAAACAUAUAUUCGCACAACGAUGAACAAAAGAUACUUCGUGUUUAGAGAGAGAAUUAAGAAAAAGGAAGGGAAAAAAAAAGAGAAAUGUAAAUUUAUACAGUGUCCAACGCGUAGACGCAUGGAUGAGGACGCGCAUGGAGACGAACAAAACUUUGAUGCAACAUUUUUGCUGUCUCGAGGUCUAACUUUCAUAAAUAUUUAAAUAUUAUUUUGAAUCGGUCGGCCUGUAUUAUCAUUAAAAAAUGCUCGUAAAAAAUCGGUUGAUGUCGGUUGACAAAUGGUGAAAUAUUAAAUAUAAUCAUCUCUGUAUAUAUAUCCGUCAAUUUCCGUCUGAACUGUAUGAUCUACGUAGUGAUUCCCAAUGAUAAAACGAGGAAGAAUGGUGUUUCGGUUUAAUUCCUCGGUAUUUCUAUAUCGAUCUUAGAUGAGAGAUAUUAUUAGCGAAGUAUUUAAUUUAGUAAUAGUGAUACUUGUUACGAAUAGAAUUUUCUGGCUGUCUUUGUUGCCGAUCACCAUUAACGAACGAAUAUUUUAAUUUUUUUUGACAACGGAUAAGUUUGUUUUUAUACAUUGAUAUGUUUUGCAAAAUUGUUAAAACUUUUACAAAAAAAUUUUAUAUCGGUUACUCAAAAUGAUCAAUCGAUCAUUUCAUCGAAUAAAAUCCGUUUAUUUUUAUACAUUAAAAGACCGUAUAUUAAAAGUUUAAAUUUUAGUAAAAGGAUUGUUAAUUCAAAAAAAAAAUAUCUAAUAACUUUGAAUCGAAUAUUCUAAUCGUAAUAAUCGAAAAGAUAUAGAAGUUUGUUAAACAUUUUUAGCAGACAAAAUUGUUAAUUGAGAAGAAUAUCUUGUUGAUUUUGUCUUCGAACUCGAAAUAUCUAGACGAAAUUGCUCGGCCGCAAAGACAACCCAUUCUCGAAGAAUGGUCCGGUACUCCGAUCUUGUAAAAGACGCAAGAUACACAUACAGACUGCUUUUACAUAGCGCUUACAUAAUCAUUGGGGACCAUCUCGAGCAUUGUCUCCGCGUAUAUAUCAGCAUAUCUUAGAAACUCAUUUUUCAUUAACACGAAGGAACAUGCAUUUGCAUUUCUUCACAAUUUCUUCUUCGUUAUUUUUCUUUCUUUCUUUCUCUUCUUUUUUUUUUUUUUUUUUUUUUUUUUUAAUCUAAUCUCAGAGGUGUGCGGUUGUAUAAAUUUAACUCCUUUCCUCUUACGUUAAUAUCUUUUCGUUUGCGUUCCUCUUUGUCCCCUGUCUUUUCUUCCCUUCUCAAAAUACGACGAGGGCAAAGUUGAAUUAGAAGAAUCGGAAGAGAAACGCGUGUGGUGUUCAUUAUGAUGUUUAAUCCUGUUCCUUUUUUUUUUUUUCUCUUUCCAUUUCAAAAAUAUCAAACGAGAUAAAUGAUUAAUAAACAUGCGUCCGGAAACGACGAAAGUAUAGGCUUAAUGAAAACUUUAAUGAAAAAAGAGAAAAAAAAAAUACAAAAAAUAUGUGUCUGUUAGGAUAGAAUAGAAUUAUCGAAUUAUCGCUCGUUAAGAAGAAUUCUCACGAGGGAUGAAAGGGAGAUUAAUCGUCGCUUGUGCGUAAAAAAAUUUAGAAAAUAGAGAAACACGAGUAUUCGAGGCGCGCGUGAUAUUUCAGGCUGAAGAAGAAAGCAAAGCAAUGCUUUACACAAUUUCCUUCCGCAUUUGUCAACGUGUUUAUAUUAUAACUGUGAUAUAUGUAAUGCCAAUUUGUACAUAACUUAAAAAGCUGAAAAACUUACUUACUUGUCGCGGCAACGAUACGGUGAACGCGGUCUACACAUUAAUUUUUCUUUUUCUUUUUUUUUUUCUUUUCUUUUCUUGUUCAUACGUCAAUAUUUCGUUUCUCUUCUCUCAUUUCCGCUUCAAUCAAUCGCUUUUUACCGCUCCUUUCGUCCUUAUAACUUGGAAUGUGAUACCGAUAGAUAAAACAUAACGUUCGAUUCUUCGUUUCGAUUAAAAAAAAAAAAACAUUCUCUUGGGAAAAAAUUCAGAAAGUAUCGACGUGUAUUUAUAUCCCGCGAUAUAAACGAAUCGAAUUUCUUAAUAAGCGUUUCACUUAACGGAUAGUACUUAGCACGAACGAAUAUUGUCAGUAUCAUGCAUCUGAAAUAUCUACGCCAUUUACACUCAUUCGAUAUUUUUAAAGUAGCUUCUUUGUAGUUUUGGUGGGAAAAAGAAAAAGAAUAAUUUUUUAUCGCCCCUUUCGAUCUCAAAACAACGUGUAACAAUUUUUAUUUCGAAUGCAAUUCAUCCUUGCUCUGCAUUUUAUUGACAUUUCUUAAUUUUUUUUUUUUUUAAAUAAAAUUUAAAAAAAUAGAUUUUUUGACCAAGCUUCUCAACAUCAGAUAUCAUAAUUGUUCGAAAUAAAAAAACUUAGGAAUCUCGAUAAUCGAUAUAUCGAUUAGAAAUUGAUGGAAGAGUAUAAAAUUUUUAAACCGGUGAAAUCGUGGAAAAUUUGUUUUACGGAUUUUCCAAAUCUUGGGAAAAGAAAAUGAGGGAAUAAAAGAGAUUAGGUAGCAAAGAGUAACGUCACUUGCGUUUGUUUCCUGUUGCGUGCACAACCCCCCCUUCCCCUCCACUCUUCUUCCUGUGUUCGAAAAAAAAAAAAA
This is a messenger RNA of Apis mellifera (honey bee), 7043 nucleotides long. RefSeq names its product meiosis-specific coiled-coil domain-containing protein MEIOC. The record is from RefSeq and is a predicted model, not a curated record. Lineage: Eukaryota; Metazoa; Arthropoda; Insecta; Hymenoptera; Apidae. The transcript is spliced from 5 exons. Gene Ontology annotation, biological process: meiotic cell cycle; mRNA stabilization; male meiosis I. Gene Ontology annotation, cellular component: cytoplasm; nucleus. The coding region runs from base 222 to 2738 and encodes 838 amino acids.